GUCGAAUUAAAUGGAAAUUAUAAAAAUAUUUAAUCAAAAACCGCUCCCAAUUUUUUCUUUAAUUUUUUUCUACGUAAUAUAAAACAUUUUUGAGUCUGACUUGGGCCUUACACAUAUCAUGUUUGCCUACACUUUCUAACGCAACUUAUGUUCAAAUGCCUUUGAAAUGGAGAACAAUAAAAUAAAGUAAUAUUGAAUGGAAAAUGCCGGAAAUGAAUUAGAUACUUCUUUACAUCAAAUUCAAGUGCAUUCUGUGUCGCAUCAAAAUGAAGGACAAAUUUGUUUGAAAAUCGAUAAUUGUCACAUCUUUAUACAAUUAUUUCUUUACAUGGGGAUGGCAACAUUGGUGCUUCGACUUCCGUCGUCUUCAACUGCUUCACCUGCUCCGCUUUGUCUCUUCUUGACAUCGUUAGCUGUUGCAAGUGAUUGUGCGUUGUUGUAUUUCGUCGCAGGCGAUAGCGGGACGUUGCCUAGAAAGUGUCAUUUCCAUUGUUGAAUUCUGUGGAGAGAAGAAUUAUGCAGAUCUUUGUGAAAACGUUGACUGGAAAAACAAUCACAUUGGAAGUGGAAGCUUCUGAUACUAUAGAAAAUGUGAAGGCCAAAAUUCAAGAUAAGGAAGGAAUUCCUCCAGAUCAACAAAGACUUAUCUUCGCUGGAAAGCAACUGGAGGAUGGCCGGACAUUAUCAGAUUACAAUAUACAAAAAGAGUCCACACUUCAUCUCGUGCUGAGGCUGCGUGGAGGCAUGCAAAUCUUCGUUAAGACACUGACUGGUAAAACAAUUACCCUGGAAGUUGAAGCAUCAGACACCAUUGAAAAUGUGAAAGCUAAAAUCCAAGACAAAGAAGGCAUUCCCCCUGACCAACAGCGUCUGAUCUUUGCUGGCAAACAACUAGAAGAUGGUCGCACUUUGUCAGACUAUAAUAUCCAGAAAGAAUCUACUCUUCACCUCGUUUUGCGUCUACGUGGUGGAAGUUUGUUCUGAAGUAAUAUUUGUAGUAAGGAAUUGCAUGUUACAAACAUGUUUGUGCAUUUUUGUUAAACUGUAACCAUUUUAUCGUGUAAUAAAGUUUCUCUUCUGGUCUAUUUGACUUUCACAACCAUUCUUUCAACCAGUUUAAAUUUUGUUGGGAAUUUGUUGUGUGUAAAUCUGUGGUCUUUAUUUUCUAUAACGUUAGCAGUUUUACCAAAUAAAUUCGU
Messenger RNA from Gryllus bimaculatus (two-spotted cricket), 1199 nucleotides. The record is from the annotation of a GenBank genome assembly. NCBI's taxonomy places the organism in Eukaryota, Metazoa, Arthropoda, Insecta, Orthoptera, Gryllidae.